This is a messenger RNA of Bipolaris maydis ATCC 48331, 1970 nucleotides long. RefSeq names its product MmgE/PrpD family-domain-containing protein. Gene Ontology annotation, molecular function: 2 iron, 2 sulfur cluster binding; 2-methylcitrate dehydratase activity. Lineage: Eukaryota; Fungi; Ascomycota; Dothideomycetes; Pleosporales; Pleosporaceae. Gene Ontology annotation, cellular component: mitochondrion. The record is from RefSeq and is a predicted model, not a curated record.
AUUCAAAAGCCAGUCAGUCCCUCUAAAGCGUCUAGUACGACUGUCCCUCUUCUCCAGAGCUGCAUUGACGUCGUCCGGCACGACAGAAGCUAAUCAGACAUGUCGGCCUUCAGUCGCAACCUGUGCAGUACCGCUUCACGAAGCCUUCGAUCGCGAGCCAGCGUUGUCACCAGAGCCACCAGGCCGAUUGCUCUCCGUGCUUUUCCCUCGCUGCCAGUAACCUCCAGAGCAAUAGCUGCGUCGUCAUUCUCCACCAUGACAACCCUCAAGAGCGAAGUGAAGCAGUCGCUCGCCAAGCGCGAGUAUGAUCCCGAAAUCAAGGACAUGGCCAGCUACAUCCACAACACUCCCAUCGAUUCAGAGCUCGCGUAUGACACGGCUCGCUGGGUGUUUAUCGACACGCUGGGGUGUGGUCUCGAGGGUCUGCGUUUCGAGCAAUGCAGGAACAUUCUGGGUCCUGUCGUCGAGGGAACAGUUGUUCCCAAUGGCACAAAGGUGCCCGGUACCAACUACCAGCUUGAUCCUAUCAAUGGUGCCUUCAACAUUGGUGCCAUGAUCCGCUGGCUCGACUUCAACGACUGCUGGCUAGCUGCCGAGUGGGGCCACCCCUCUGACAAUCUGGGUGCUAUUCUUGCAACUGCCGACUGGAUCACUCGUACGAACAAGGCGGGAGGCAAUCUCGGCAAUGGAAAGAUCUUCAAGGUCAGAGAUGUGCUCGAAGCCAUGAUCAGGGCGCACGAGAUUCAGGGAUGCAUGGCUUUGGAGAACUCCUUCAACAAGGUCGGACUGGAUCACGUCAUUCUCGUCAAGCUUGCGUCGACCGCUGUCGUAUCCAAGAUGAUGGGCCUCAACGAGGCUCAGACGCGUGACGCUAUCUCGCAGGCCUUUGUCGAUGGCCAGUCAAUGCGCACGUACAGGCACUCGCCGAACACCAUGUCUCGCAAGUCGUGGGCUGCUGGUGACGCUUGCCAGACGGCCGUCAACCUCGUGCUCAAGGUCAUGAAGGGGGAGCCAGGUCUCCCCACUGUGCUCUCAGCCCCUACCUGGGGUUUCUACGACGUCAACUUUGGUGGAAAGCCAUUCACCUUCCAAAGGGGCUACGGCAGCUACGUCAUGGAGAACGUGCUCUUCAAGGUCUCGUAUCCUGCUGAGUUCCACUCCCAAACCGCCGUCGAAGCCGCCCAGCGCCUCAACAAGAAGCUAAAGGCCAUGGGUAAGACCGCAGAAGACAUUGAACACGUGGUAAACCGGACACACGAAGCUUGCAUACGGAUCAUCGAUAAGCAGUUCAAGCCAAUGGAGAAUUUCGCAGAUCGUGAUCACUGCGUUCAGUACAUGGUAGCCACCAUGUUCGUCUUCAACCGCCUCGAAGCCACCGACUAUCCAGAUGAUAGCGAAGCUGCGACUUCAGCGCUAGUUGAGUCGUUGCGACAGCGAAUUAGCUGUGUCGAGGACCCCCAAUUCACAAAAGACUACCACGACCCAGAAAAGCGGACCAUCUCUAAUGCGCUCACUGUCACGCUCAAGGAUGGCACAGUACUGGAAGAGGAAGUAGUUGAGGCUCCUCUUGGCCACCGUCUGCGACGUGAAGAGGCCAAGCCUGAGAUUCUCGCUAAAUACAAGAGGCACCUCGGUCCGCAUUACCCGGCGGACCACGUCGACAAACUCGUCACUUUGGCCCAAGACGGUAAGACACUUGACAACAUGGACAUCGACGAGUACGUCGAUCUGUACGUGAAGAACUAGAGAUUAAGCCUCGGUUCCGCAAUCAUAGCUAGAUUAAGAGACUUUGUCGUAGGGCAUCUUGGCACAAGCUGACGAAAUAGCCUUGUCGCCAAUACAGCCAAAUGCAGCCUCAGGCUCUGCGCCUCAGUAUAUUUUCUGCUCUGCACGUCCCUGUCGCUUGCGCCUGGUAGUCACGUUGAAACGUCACACAUGAACGCCGCAUUGACCAUGUCAUAUAGUUUUGC